GAGUGAUGAGUCUGUGUCCCCAGCAAAGAAGCGACGAACUUGCUUUGCAGCCUGAGUAGUAGUUGUUUCUUUCGGUUGUUGUUGUGGCUUGUUGGUUUUUUUGUUUUUUUUUAAUAAUAUAUUUUAUUAUUAUUGCUUUUUUUUUUUCCGGUCUUUUUUUGUUCUUUUUUUUUUUUUUUUUUGAGGGGGGGGGAAGGGGUGGCUGCUCGGUUGCAAAAAGAGAGAGAGAAAAAAAAAAGCCAAAAAGAAAAAAAAAAGAAAAAAAAAGAAAAGGAGCCAAAAAAAACAACAACAAAAAAAAACCAAAAAAAAAAAAAAAAGCGAGCCAAACAAAACAAAACAACACAAGCAAACCCAACAAACAAACAAAACAACUUCAUUCGGAGCUGAAAGUGGCAGGAAAAGUGCCCGGCAAGUUGCGGGGAUGGAGCUGCACAGCUUGCAAGAGGCGUUAAAAGUGGAAAUCCAAUGUCAUCAGAAACUAAUUGCACAGAUGAAGCAAGAUCCACAGAACGGGGAUCUUAAGAAACAAAUCCAUGAAAGGCAAUCAAGGAUAGCAGCUCUUAAUGAGAAACAAAAGCUGGCGGUGCGGAGCUGCCCCGCGGCCGUGCUGGUGGGCGGCGGCGCUGGCGGCAGCGCCAAGCCCGGCGGCGUCCCGGCGCUCCUCAAGGCACCCGGCGGCGGCGGCGGGAGCCCCGGCGGCGGCCCCGCGCAGAGCUUGGCCAUCUCCGUCGUGCCGGCCAAGGCGCCCAUCGCGAUGGUGACGGCGCACCUGAACGGAGGGCUGGGAGGCGGCGGCGGCGGCGAGCCCCCACAGAGCGCGCCCAUCAACCUGCAGACCACGGCCGCCCGCCGUCAGCCCGAGCUCGGCGCCCGCGCCCAGACUUUGGGAACUAUCACUGCAGUGCCCAUUAAGGUUCCUCAGGUCAGCUCCUUGCAGAGGUUGGCAGGACAAGGACCAGCAGUGCUACCUCAGGUUAGGCCAAAGACCCUGAUUCCAGACAGCCUCCCCAUUUCCCCAUGCAGAGACCAACCAUCCAAGCAGCCUCCAACCUUCCAAAAGGCGACAGUUGUCAGCAUCAAAAACCCCAGCCCUGCCCUCCCCACUGCCAACAAUACCGUCAGCCAUGUAGAGACGUCUAACAGCCAGGCACAGAGCGUCACCGAUCCUACCCCUCUCUCGUCGCCUCUGAGCAGUGCCGGUGUGGCCUACGCCAUCAUCUCCACCUCCCCCAGCAAUGCAGCCCCUAUCAGCACCAGCGCUACUGUCUCUGUGGUCAAUGACAGCAUCAAAGUGCAGCCACUCCUCAUCAGCGCCGACAGCAAGGUUAUCAUUAUUCAGCCUCAAGUCCAAACCCAGACAGAAAGUAAAGUGGAGACAAAGAAACCUCCUGAAGAGUCAGCUCAGGGACCCCCUGCUACCAAAAAGAAAAAGGAGGAAAAUCCAGAGAAAAUUGCCUUCAUGGUAGCAUUAGGACUGGUUACCACAGAACAUUUGGAAGAAAUCCAGAGCAAACGUCAGGAAAGGAAGAGAAGAAGCACAGCAAAUCCAGCCUACAGUGGACUCCUGGAAACAGAGCGGAAACGUCUUGCAUCUAAUUUUUUGAAUAACCCCUUGUUCCUUUCAACAAGAGCAAAUGAGGAUCCAUUCUGGAAGAAUGAGAUCCACCAUGAUGAAUACUGCACUGCUUGCAAGCGUGGCGUUAACUUGCAGCCCUGUGGCACAUGUCCCAGGGCGUAUCACCUCAACUGCUUGGACCCACCCCUCAAAACUGCCCCCAAGGGGGUCUGGGUCUGUCCAAAGUGCCAACAAAAGGUGUUAAAGAAGGAUGACAAUGUGCCAUGGACUGGAACUCUAGCUAUUGUUCACUCCUAUGUCACUCACAAAACAGUCAAAGAAGAAGAGAAAAGAAAGUUAUUAAAGAGAAGCAGCGAGCUGAGGAGUGAGCACAGACAGUUAGAAGAAAAAGAUCGACUUCUCAACAAUGCAGUGAAGAAAUGCUUAGAGCUAAAAAGCAGCCUGUUAGCCCAGCAGAAGGGGACUCAGUCAUCGCUGGAACGUCUCCGAACCCUCAUUAGACUGAUACAAAACGAGCAGAUGAUUCAGGUUACCAUGACGACCACCACCACCUCGUCCCUGCUCACCAUGCCCUGGAUCAAGCCCUCCUCGGCCUCCGCCGCCAUGCACCAGGCCUUGCAGCACUCGCAGGGCCACAACUGACCGGGGCGCCACGGGACAGCCGUGGAAGGGGGACAGAUUUUGCACCCGGGCACGAGGAGAGAGGGGACAGACACAGAAGAAGGAAGGAACGGUCUCGGGCUUUAUACGCACUGGAACUUGCAGGCCCAUCGGUCCCACUUGUAGUCGCUGUGGCGGCAGCUUCCCAGGGAGCACAGCGCACUGCAGCGUUGUUUGCCGAGACCUUCAGUGCUUAUGAGAUUUUUUUGUUAUGUUGGCCUUAAUGUACUUAUGGCAGGAUGAGCAGGAAGAGCAUGGCCGAUAGAAAGGAAGUAAGUGGAAUAUCCUUUUAGUGGGGAGCAGGCGGUUUUGCAGUUCUGCUUUAAGGGGGGAAAUUAAAAUGCAAAGAGUUAGUGAGCUAGUGGGUAUGUAGUUGGGCUGAGAGCUGUUUGUGGGAGGGACACUGGUGAUGUCAAAGGAAACUGAGCUACUUAGGACCUGACAUGGAUUCUUUAUCAGAGGAACAAGGUUGGCCCCACUGACUCGGGCGAGCUGAAGCUGGGGCCGCUUUGACCAGAAUGGACACUCACAGAGCCUUCAAAACAAAAGAUCCUUUUUUUCAGUAUUAUUAAAGUUGAGAAUUGCAGAUAUUUAAAUAAAGAAACUGUAUGAAGUUAGCAUUUCUAGUAAAAUAUUGAAGUAUUUUCAUGCUGAUGCUUCUGUAUAUGCGUUCCGAAGUAUUUAAAGAAGUAUGACUGUAAAACUCCUUACUUUUUUGCAGGUCCUUUUUACUUAUUUUGCUAUUGGUGUAUUUUUCUCAUGGAGUUUUUGUGCAAGAUUUAGCAUAAACCAUAAUAGCGGAUAUCUUUGGCAGAUUGGGUUUCAUUUUUUAAACAGAUUAUUUUGGGUUUUUUUGUUAGUAUUUGAUUUUUUUUUUUUUUUAAGAAAAAAGCAAAUAAAUAUUCUGCUUUUUGUUUCUUACCAGUACAGAUAAAAUGCCAAAAAGAUAACUUCACAUUUUUGUACUGCGUUUUUAUUGUUAAAAGUAUGUAUUUUUGUUUUUAAUUGUUAUCAUUUUCUUUUUUGCUCGCGGAACUAUCUGCCAAAAUGGUACAGGAAAAAAAAAUAACUGCCUCAUGGGGUUGUUUCUCGUACUGAACAAUAUCAAGAGCUUUGGGGGAGGGACGGGCUGUGGCAAAUUAUAAGAGUUUGUUGGUUGUUUUUUUCCUCUUUUUUUGGAAACUUGACUCCUAUUUAAGGUUCUGUUGGCUCUUAGCACACUGGGAAGUGCGUGGCAUUGGCCUGGCAAGCCCUCGCAUGCCUGCUGUUUCACCUGUAGUCUUCCUGACCCCACGGGUCCACCCGUCUUCCCCAGCCUCGUGCUGGACGGGGAGUGAGACGGGCACCCGGUUGUCUCAGCAUCACCCCCACCAGCUGCCCAUCGCCUCUGUUGCUUAUGAGUCCUUCAUCAGUUAGCGCAACAGGUACUUGAGGAAAGCAAGAAGCCACCAGAGCACGGCACAAGGCUAGUCUCUCACAUCAGCAUAUCACAUAGUGCCGAAUAUCUUUUUUAUUUUUAGUAAAACAAAAAAAAUAAAUAAACCACACGCGAGGGACUGGCUUUUUCCAUCGCCCAUCACUAGGCAGCACACGGUCCCUUCAACCAUUUUCACAACUCCGGGAGAAACUGUGCAGUACUAUAACAAAUCUAUUUUAAUACACAACACUCGGUUGAACAAGAUUUUUAUAUUCUUUUAUCGAUGAACAAAGUGAACUAAGUAAAACACAAUUGUUAUACAUUGGUUAUUGUAUGCCUAUUAUGCAUUCUAACGUGGCUUGCAAUGUAAAUGUUUUCAGGUUUAAUGAUUUUUUUUUUCCUUCUCAGACAAAUUAAAAAAAUGAAAAGUGUGAAAGGUUGAGUAUGUGAAGAAUUUCUGAAGAAGUGUCUUGGACUGUUAAAAGUAGUUAUUUUGAAAAGGGAACUGUCCAGUGGAUAGUGUGCAUAGAAAAAAAAAAGUGUUUGUCUUAAAUAUGCCAAUGUAGUUUUACUUCUUUAUGAUGCAUUAAACUUGAUUGACAAUUUAGUAGUCAAUGAUGUGCUAUUCAUUGCUGAUUUUCCCAUCCUUCUGCCAUUCCUGGUGCAUGUGGCAUGCAGCAUGCAGGCUGCUGGAAGGAGACGUGCUGCAGACCAAGGACAUGUCACAGCUCUAAUGGCAGCUUGGCAGCUUUGGGCUUAGACCUGUGCUUUCAGAGCAAAUGCUUGGAUGAGAGAAGCAAGCCCACUCCGCCAAGCCAUUUCUAAAUCCCUGUGUAAAUACACUAAUUGAAGAAUGAUAGAUUAGAUCCCUUGCAGGAGUUGUCUGUCAUCUGGCAGAUGAAAGGGGCAGAAUUUCAACAAAACAAACUAAAUUAAAGCAAGCCAAUGUUAAAGUCCCAUGAAACCCACCGUGGUGGAUAAUGCUUACAUGGAGCAGCAGGCACUGCACUGACACUCGCGCCUGUUGGGUAAGGGUGGGUUUUGCAAUAGGAAAUUGUCAUCAUCAUCAUCCUGCCACCAUCUUAAUCCAUAAACCGUGCUCUGUGCUAUAGGACAGGAGCCAAUUACGGUGCUCUGCGUGUUGCCAUAAUAAUUAAUAAGGUUGCUAAGACUUGUAGGCUAAUGCCAGCCUUUAAUGUUCAAGAGUAAUUUAAAUUAAGGUUUUGGGGGAGAUUUGUACAAGUGCUGAUGGCUGCCAUGCUCCUUGCUGUGGCCCUGGGCUCCAGCUUUGACGAGAACUGGGAGCUGUGGGGUUCCCUCCUUCCAAGUACAAGUUAUUUCUGAAGAUACACCACACUUCAAAGCUCCAGAGCUCUUUAUUUUAACAUGACAGACUGUUUUCGGUGCAUGGGACCUUUUCACAUGCCGUUAGUUAUCUCGUGGAGGAGCUGCUCUUCAAAUAGCUGUUGGAAUGAAACGUUGUCGCUGAGCUUGUCACUUUUCUAUUUGCACCUCUUCAAAUGUAAUUUUGCCCACUCUUCCCUCUCUCACUGCUGCCCUUUCCUUAGAAAUGAGAAGAAAAGGAACUCUUGGGAAGCAGCAUAGAGCAAUGUUAGUCCUUUCUGGAGAGCAGAAUGAUGAGCACCAGCAAUUUGAGGCCAUGCCAGGAUGUCUUCAGGCUUUGUCAUUGCAGGAGAAGCCACUGUACACCUGGAUGCCCUCAAAGAUUAUGGGGUGAGCUCACAAAGCCACACAUUUGUUAUAUUUACGCAGCAAUCAGUGCCAGCAUGCUUUGUGCCCUAGAUUUAACAGAAGUGUCAGGCCAGCUAGUGGCUUUGCUUCUGUUGUUAGGCCUCCUCUUGAGGAUGACAGAGCCAACUCCAUAGUAGCUAUAUAGGAGUACAUUCUGCAUAGGAAUUUGUCCUACAUAGUUUAUUCUACACAUUGACAUAUAAUUGCAUGCUGGCUUCCGAGCAGUUUGAUGGCCUAUUAGUAACACUUAAACUUGUAGAAGGGUGCAUUAUAAGCUGAUGCGUACUUUUUGUUCUGUCUUCGGCAGGUCCUCUGUAGUUGAAGUGAGAGGUUAUGCUGAAGUGAGUGGCAACAGCCACAUCAGAUGGAACUCUGCUCACUUUAAUCAGAUUUUGCCAGCUGCAGCUUAUUUUGCUUAGAAAAUGAAGGCUGGCUCCCAAGAUCAAUCACUAGCAACUGACUGGUGCAAACAGGAAUGCCAGCCUCUGCUUCUGUAAGCCACUUUCAAGUUCAUCACGGUGCAUAUCAUUAAAGCAAAAGUUUUGUGAUUUCUUUUCUGCUCCCUUAAAAAAGCAAUCCUAAAAAAUCAAAUUGUCAAGAUGGAAAAAAGUACUACAAAGCGUACAUAGGCAUGUAGUGAUGCUAGCCAGGAAGAAGAAAGCAAAAAGCUUCCAUUGCUCUUUGAAGUUGUUUGCAUUUGUAUGGCGGCUUGCAGAUAACUUCUGUGUUGUUUAAACGCAGCAGAAAUGCUACACCCCAACCUUUGAUUAUCAGCCUUACUCAUUAAGCAUUUACCACAGAAAUUUUAGUUCACUUCUGCAUUUCAUCUCCAGAACGGAGAUGUGACAAUAGCCUUCUCCCUUUGAUAUCCGUACAGGGAAAGGACUGACUGCUGCCAGCAGUCUGGUUGCUGUUGAUGAAGCAAUCUGCUGAGCUGUGAGCUUUGACAUGACCGUGUCAGCUUUCGUGCUUCAUCCACUCUGUGUGGAAGCAGCGCUAUCUCAUUUGUUUUCGUGCCGUUGUUGCCUGCCAGGAUGCCGGGCUGGAAUCGUGGCCAAACCACUGUCUUGUAAAUCAGCGCCGCACGUGGCUUCCUUACUUUCCAUUUGAGAAGUUCUGCAGCAAUCGUUUCACCAGUGAGCCCAACAGAUCAUCAAGAAUUACAUCUGUCCCUCCCUCUGCCUAUGCGCACUGAAGUACUGAAACCCAGGGCUGUGGCUUAAGCUGCACCUGCUUGAGAUGAAAGGGCUGUGCCGCGGCCAGAUACAGGACUGAGCAUCCCCACAUGUUGCACUUCAUUUGGCUCUAUCUCCCUGCUGGGGCCACUCCUGCCUCAUUUGGCUAGGGAAAUCUUAUUGCUUUGUCUGAGCUAAAAGAAAACAAACACACAGGUGGUGGCAACAAACUGGGAACAGCAAAGGUCCGGUUUGAAUUUGGUAUUGUUUGAAGUGCACAUGCGUAACUCACAGAAAUUUUCUCAUUGUUUGAAAUUGCCUUAUAAAUAAAUGUGUUGAGCCACUGGCUACUUUUUA
Molecule: messenger RNA, 6940 nt
Organism: Gallus gallus (chicken)
Lineage: Eukaryota; Metazoa; Chordata; Aves; Galliformes; Phasianidae
Gene: PHF21B
Product: PHD finger protein 21B
Exons: 15
Coding region: 425-2221 (598 amino acids)
Source: RefSeq, a predicted model, not a curated record